GAACGCCAGCGCUGCCGCCGCCAUUUUGCGCGCCAGCUCGCCCCUUUCUUCCCGCUUCGCCGUCGCGGCCCCGCUCGAGCGUGAGGGCGAGCCGAUGCACCCGGGGGUGAAGGUGUUCGUGGGCAACGUGCCCGAGGAGACGUCGCAGGUGGAGCUGCGCGACCUGUUCGAGGCGGCCGAGCCGGGCGCGGUGCUGAAAGUGGCCCUCAUGAAGCAGUUCGCCUUCGUCCACAUGCGCGACGAAGCGGCGGCCGACCGCGCCAUCGGCAAGCUCAACGGGCACCUGCUGCACGGGCACCGCGUCGUCGUCGAGCACUCGCGCCCCAGGCCCACCCACACCGUCAAGAUCUUCGUGGGCAACGUCUCGGCCGCCUGCACCAGCGGCGAGCUCCGCGUCCUCUUCCAGGAGUUCGGCUCCGUCGUCGAGUGCGACAUCGUGAAAGCAUUUUUAUCCUGUUCGUCAGCCGAAAAGGCUUCCAGACCAGCUUGUGUGCAGUCAAUAAAAACAAGGAUGUUCCUGCUUCUAGGCUUACAAGACAUGGCGUGGCACGGCACAAAGUUAAAUAAGUUUGGGGAGGGAAGAGGGGGGAAAGUAAGUGGACUUCCAAAUAGUUGUUAGGUCUGGUCUUUGUGAGUCGUCCUGUUUUUGUAAGAGCACAAAAAUGCUUUCCAUGAGGAGAGAAAAGGCCCUUUAGGCAUGUGCAGAGUGCACCUUCCAUGUUGAGCCACUGCAAGAACUACCCUGCAGGGGCAGAAGGAGGCUUUCCCUCGAGCAGAGGGUGGCCGGGCUGCUCUGCCCCACCCCAGCACCAGAGCAUUGAAAGGAAUAGCUGCUGGUCGCUUCAUGUACAUAGAGGAGGAAUUCCUGCUCCAAGACAGGCCUGCCUCCCGCAGCACACCAACUCUGCAGUGGCCCAGCUCUCUGCACUCUGUGCUGGUGGCGCCAGAGACUGGUUGAAUCGGUAGCGAUCAAAAGUGUUGGGUCCUGUCUCUGAUAUACCCGUUGUUGGCGCAAAAGGUUUGCAGUGGUAGAGAACUUGCCAUCUUCCUGCUUGGGUCCACCUUCAGGGAAUACUAUCCUCUUCCUCUAUGUCAGGGUCAGUGAUGCAGGGCUGAAAAGUUGCUGUAACUUCUGUCAAGGGGCACGUCUGUGUCUGCAGGAAUCUUCUGCCAAAUGCGAAUUUGAGGAUUCCUCCUGUAGCGCCGUUGUCUGUUCUCUUGGCCAAGCAGUGGAAUAAUGUAAAGCUCUGGUGCACUCCCACCACCACUGCAGUGAAGACCUGCCUUUCCCAAACAUGACCUGCCAGUGGCUAAUCUCUGUUAGUCGGUUCUGUAGCAAAAGGCUGUAACUGAAUAAGACUUUUGCAAAGUCAUAGGACCCUCUAAAUGAUCCUUAAUUUACAGAUACUUACUCCAGUUUCCUGGUUAAGAGAACAUUUCAGCUUUGAUCCCAAAGUUACCGGUUCGCUGCAUGGGCACAGCGCUCUCCAUCACCCUUCUCUCAUUGCGCUGGGUGAUGUUUAUGAAACAGAUGGUCUGGUCUCUGACACCCCCUAGUCUUAGUGUAGUUGUGCGAUAGUAUAUAAUGGAAUCAGCUGCCUAGAGAGGUGGUGGGCUCUCUCACACUAAAGACAUUCAAAAAGAAACUGGACAGCCAUCUGGCCUUCGUCCAGCUACCCAGUGAGUCAGCUGUGUUCCCAUGUAAGAAUAUAGAUUGCUUUGGUUGGUCAGACCAGCAGUCCAUUGUUAUACAGACAUACUCAUAAGCCAGGAGUCUUCAUUUUGCUUGGCUUUUUGCAGAGAAGCAACAUGUUGGUAAAUGUAUUCUGUUCGCUUCUUUGUCACAUGAGCAGGUAAAAGGAGCCAGGAAAUAAUGUCUGAACCCACAUUUAUGGGUUACUUCUCCUAAGCAAAUCAGGACAGUAUGUCCAUUUUUAGCUAGGGUUUACCAAGAAAGGAGCAAAGUGUAAACAAACAGACUGUGUGGAUGGUCACAUGGUGGUUUAACAGGGUAGAAUUUCUGGCUUUGGUUAAGUGCAAGCUUGAUGAUGGUGACCUCUGCACAGGCAGAAAAAAGUCUACCCUUCAUUUUCCUUGUUUUAUAAGGUAGGUAUAUAUCUACAUCUUUGCCACCGUUGUAUAUGAUCAGUUGUUCCCCUUCACCUGGGAUGUUUGGGGCAGCACAUCCAUUUGUUCAGCUCCCCUCUUUUCCUCCCGAAGAGUUUGUUAGGCCCAGACUGCAAUGGGCAGGGAAUGACUUGCAGCCAUCUUCUAAACUAAGUCAGUUGCUUAGUCACCAGAGCUGUAAGAAAGCUGACCACCAAUCCGCUGUCAUGGGUCCAACCCGUUCUCAAGCAUGUGCGUAAGCGUCCUUUAAGUGAUACAGAUUUGGAACUGUCCAGUCCGUCACUGAACCCAGGGGCCGUGGGGUUCUCUCUCAGCUACCCGGCAAAGUGUGUGUUGUGCAGCUCUCCUCCGCAUUAAGCACAGGCUGUCUGAAUGUCCAUCUUUCAGCCACUUGUUGUCUGACGCACAGACUUCACUUCCUUUCUGCCCGUCAGGAGAAAAUUACACUUGAACGGAACGGAGAGCGGGAGUUGCUAGAACACAUUCCCACGUUGGUGCAGGACAGCUUUGCCAUACAGCGCCUAGUCUGUUCGCCAGACUCCCCUGGAGCAAAAUGUGACUUCCAUUUUGGAAAGCAAUUGCUAAAACGGACAGGAAUGAAAUGAAGCCCAGCGGAAUUCAGUGUUGUUCACACAGCCACCCAGCCAAAGGGGGAUGACUUGUGGGCUCUUUGCUGUUGGCUUAAGGAAGAACAUUUAAUGUGGGCAAAGCAGUUUAAAUUUGGCAGGUACCAGUGGGAAGAAGGCGUUACUAGCAGGGGAAUCUAGAGAUGAAUACUGCAUAGUAUUCACAGCCUGAUCUUCUCUGAAGACGUACUGACCAAAACAUUCCUUCUUUUCCUUGAAAGAAUUGGCAGAAUCAUCAAAUGGUACUGUUUGCAAUUGCCAGUUGAAUAGUCUUUCCACCAAGUCAGUUUUUCCCUGAGGCUGGUAAGCAACUUCUGAAAGAGGCUGGAAUUCUAUGGCCCCGAAGUGGACACCCAGUCCCUCUCCCUGGCUCUCCCCUGUCCCGUAGGCUCGGAUGUUAACCGCCUCGGAGCAGUUGAAAAAUGCUCUUGCGCCUUCUUCUGCAUGUGUUUUAUAGCCACUGGCUUGAAAGACUUGUGUGCUCUCCGGUCACUGAAGGAAAUUGCAGUUGCUUGAGCACUCGAGGCUGAGGUGGGCAGGCAUCCCCUGCAGAGCUUUCCCGAGUCUGCCGUGAAACUCCAGGACCCGGCGUGGCACCGUGCCGUACAGAGCCGUGGACUGUGCAGGCAGCCGCCUCUGUGCCUCCAGUCCUGUCUUGGAGGGGAGGGGAGGGAGGCUUUGUCAGGCUUGCACGGCUGCCUUUCCAGUGAACGGCGUAACCAAGCCUUCGAGCUUUUUUAUACGCACCUUCUGACUGCCUCUUUGCGGUGUACAAUCCAAAGCAAUGGUCUGACUUGUCCCAAGGCAGCCGAAUCCGUCCUGAACCAUAACGUUUGUCCACUCGUGCCUCGUGUAGGCGGGGGCGCUGAGAAGUAAGGUAAACUUGGGAAGCUUCAGUCGAGCCCUUAGGCACCUGUGGCCUACAAUUCCCUGAUCAUUGGCCAUGCUCGUCGGGACUGGGGGGAGUGGAUCCCAACAGCAUCACCAGUUCCCUUCUCCAGUUCUACAGGGUAGCAGAAGCCUAGCCAUAUAGGUCAUGAUGCUUGUGCUUGGACACUGGACAGAAGCAUGAGCUUCUACACCUCAGGAGUCGCUGCUGCUGCUGCUCUCUCUCCUGCCCCCGCCUUCAUCAUUAGAUCAUGCUGGUUUGUUAGCAGUACAUCCGACUGCCAUCCCUUGUUUUCUUUUUUGAGUUAAGCUACCCAGUGCCUCUGAACACUCCCUGAGCUCUGAUCCUGGUAAUUGUUGCCUCUUUUUGUUUACACUUAACAGUCCAUGCUUGACCCAAUUUAAACAUAAUAAAUAAACUCAGAACAGUGGGGAAUCACAGUGGGAAAACUCUGGCUGGUGUUUUGUUGGGCACCCCAUUGUGUGCAAGAAGAGGCCCUGUUUUAUACUGCAGAAAGAAUGAGUGGCUUAUUCAUUCAGCAGUUAACCCUUUUAUUCCAUUGAAAAUAUGCAACCGCAUAAUACUUUUUGAAAUUGCACUGAAGCGGCCAUUGCAGAUCAGAGAAUAUGCCCCCGGUUUGGCAGCUGCUUGUCUAAAAAUGGGGGGGGGGGGUUACAAGUAGCACUGUGACCACUAAGGUGCUUCGCUUUUGGUCUUGUUGGGCUGGAAUCAGAGCAAAGCUUGAAUGUGUCAGAAGUUGUGACCACAUGUGCCUGCGGUUCCAGUACACUUUUAUCCUGUUAGGCCUCUUAAUUUGACUCCAGUAGGUGAAUAGUCUUGGUACCCAAAGGUUCUUGCCCUAUAUCUGCUCUGAAAUGCAAGUCUGGUGUUCUGCUAUAUGGCAUAGAGUCUGAAAAGUUGCUGGCAUGUACUUCAUGCUGGUGGGCUUACAGAAUAAAAAGCUCCCCUCAGCCCUUUUCUACUUCUUGUGGUAACUUGAAAUUCACCUUGGCUAAAGUAGUGAUAAACUUGAGCCACAGCCUCUCCAGAAGAGACUAAAGUGUUUCUAAAACAAUGCCACAAGUAUGUUUGCAAAAAUGUGUACAGCCUGGCAGUGUGGGAGGCCUUUUCCAUAUGCUUGGGCGAAGCAUUAAUAUCCCCACGUGGAAGAGCUGUGUUAGCAGUGUUCUCAUCUUGAGACAAGCUUUCUUAGGAGGGAUCUGUUGAAGUAGAGAGAUGAAGAGGUGCAGAGCCGGUGUGGAACAUCGCGGUUCUCCCUGGGAUUCAUUCUGAGAGGACUGGGGAGCAGGGUAGGAAGCCCAACACUCAGCCCUCCGACCAAGUAGGGCUGGGGGCACCUCGUGCUGCGUGGAAUGCCCAUGACUGUUCCUUUGUGGUGGCUGCUACAGUUGUAGAACUGUAACAUCUUGAGUAACGGGCGGAACAGAGAUUACUAAAAUAAAAUGAAGAAAUAACCCUGCUCCGGCCUGCACGUUCCUGCCACCAGAUAGCGCACGUGUUGCAGGUUCGGCCUUCCUUGGUAUCCGGGCCAGAUCCAAGUAGGCAAGCGUUCCAGUAAUGAAAUGUCAUGUGUGUUCGCUAUUGAUAACCUUCUGUCUGCUGCUUUAUCAGACUAUGCAUUCGUUCACA
Molecule: messenger RNA, 5292 nt
Organism: Varanus komodoensis (Komodo dragon)
Lineage: Eukaryota; Metazoa; Chordata; Lepidosauria; Squamata; Varanidae
Product: protein ZNRD2-like
Exons: 2
Coding region: 95-619 (174 amino acids)
Biological process (GO): mRNA splicing, via spliceosome
Cellular component (GO): nuclear speck; cytosol
Molecular function (GO): mRNA binding
Source: RefSeq, a predicted model, not a curated record